Molecule: messenger RNA, 2867 nt
Organism: Anopheles coustani
Lineage: Eukaryota; Metazoa; Arthropoda; Insecta; Diptera; Culicidae
Product: DENN domain-containing protein 2D-like
Exons: 2
Coding region: 106-2184 (692 amino acids)
Source: RefSeq, a predicted model, not a curated record
AUUUUUCAGCGUUCCUUCAGAAUGCGCAUAAUUUUAUCAUGAAGUUCGUGAUAACUAUUCGGAAACUAACAUUACUAAACUAAAGUGUGCUAUGUAUUACGCAGUAUGUCUAAUCAAUCAGCUGAAUCGAUCGGCGCGCAGGAUGGAGGAAAUAGCAGGGUGCAAAAGAUUACGGAAAAAUUCGAAACACUCAUAACAUCGCAAAAGCAACAGGUUAUUACUUCACCGCAGCUCCACUCCAUGCAUAAAUCUCCUGCCAAGCGGACGGGUUUUGAACGAGGAGAUCAACGGUUCAGUGUUCCACCACCACGUGAACUGGACGUCCGAAGAGGAAUAAAACGUUCGCAAGCCUUCCGCCGAAGCACCUCACAGACUGGGACGAUGAAUGGCGAUAAUGUUCCACUGACGAACGCUUCCAACCUGCAGCUUAUCCAUUCCGAAAGCAUCCGUGAAGCCCUGAACAAACCGCUUCCGGAGGGUCCACCGCCAGAGAAGCCACCGAGAAUCGUAAUCCAGGAGAAAAGAACGCGUGACACAUUGUAUGGAGAGCAUGAUUCCGAGCAUUAUGAAGACGUGAAUAUGUUCAUCGAAGUUGCCUUCCAAGAACCAGAGAAUGGGCUAGUACGUGAGUCAUCUACGCGGGAACAGAUUUCCCUGAAGCAACCCGUUAGUGAAGAGCAUCGCAAACGAAUUCGUAGAUUGUCACGGUGUGCGGAACUAAACUGCUACACCCAGCAGUACGGCACGAUCCGUGCCUAUGAAGUGGUAGAAAAACGGGAUGCGACGGAUGAUGUGCAAGACAAGACACCCGAUACCAAAGGAUUGAUCGAGCGUUACAAUAAGCUCUGUACUGUCGAAAAUGCUGUGAUUCCUGCCGCGCAAAGUUUAUACAACUACUGUAUCGUUGUUGGGUACGACAUUAUGCAGAACAAACCGUAUGUAAAAAGUAAAUAUCCGCCACAGAAGUCCCUGCACAAACUGAUCGAAGUGUUUGUGUAUCCCGACAAUGGCGCGCUAAUUAGAGGGAGUGAUCAGGAAUACUGUAUAAUCAUCACCGACUACCCCCAGCGGUUGUACGGUUUCUGCCGGCGCGUUCUUCCGGAAUCGUCCGAGUUUUGCAUCCCAUUGACCUACUGCUUUGUGACGAAGUACAACGAGCCGACAGUGUUUUACAAGCUGUUGCAAUGCAUCGAAAGUCAGCACGGGAACGGUAGGGUACCGGAACAGCUUAUGGAACAGUUCUAUAACCAAAAACUACCGCUGGCCGGAGAAAAAAUAUCGCUCACCCUGCCAACCUGCAUCGAUACUCACUCGCUACUCCGACAAAAAGCCUUCCUGCCCUUCACGCUGACUAUAAGCCGUCCCAAAGAUUUGCGGUUAGAGAAAACCGAACUGUAUGAUAUUUUCAAGUGCCUCGGACCAGAUGGUUUGAUCGAGGUGUUCGAAAGCUUACUCCUCGAGAAAAUGGUGAUAUUAUUUAGCGAACAUCUAUCUCUGCUGGCGUCGUGCGUGCAGGGACUACUGUUAAUACUCUAUCCAUUCCAAUGGCAGCAUAUUCUGAUAACGAUCAUUCCGGACCAUCUGCAACAGAUGUUAGAAGCACCAGUGCCAAUGUUAGCCGGUACCUUACAGCCCGUCCCGGAACAGGUGUGGAAAAGUGGCGAAGCCUGCUACGUGAAUCUCGAUAAGCGAACGGUUCGCACUACGAAAAAGGAGCAAUUUUCCAUACUUCCGAGUGAACUGAAAAAACCGCUCCGGGUGUCCCUGGGGCUCGUCAAAGCGUUUGAGGAUUCUAAAGGGCUCGCGAGUGUGCUGAUCGGUGGCGCAUUUAUUCGCUUUUUUGUUGAGUUAUUUUCCAAUCUGGACACUUAUUCUUAUGAGAAAUCCCAAUUCUUGAAUGGUUUCGACAACCAAGAAACAAAACUUUUUCUCAACUGCUUCCUGGAAACGGUAAUGUUUGCCGAUUUUCUGGAAAACUGGCAUGCCUCAAAACUUCUAAAGAAUACUUCCCAUUCAGCGGGCAGCUUUGACUAUAGUCUCUUUAAUUCAAAGAUUACCGAAAAAUCGCAAAACAAGUACUGGCAUACGGCUAGCUUCGACGAGAUUAUCGCGAACUCCAAACUAAUCGAACGCAAAGGAAAAACUUUUAUGGCGAAGGUGAAGAAUUUAAUGAAAAAAUCCUAAAACAAAAACAUAAAGUGCUCUCGACAAUCGACGAAAUUAAAGAGGACUGCCAUAGUUGGUAUACAAGAGAUAUUCUAGCAUUUAGAACCGCCUUUGGCCAUAGAAAGCAAUUUUUAAUGUCUUAGAAAUGGUGCAUGACGUCCACGAGCCAACAAGUUCUGAGCAGAAGUUUACUUAAUAGCUACAAUAGUGCUAUCUUAAUGAAACCAUACACAAAACUAAUAAACCAAGGUGUAAAAAGCAUGACAGAAAUACGAGAAAACAAUAACACUAUUUUUUAAACUAAUCGAAUACUAAGCCCUACAUGGUUUAAUAUAAAUUUGACAAUUUGUUUGAUGUUUUAAAUUUGGUUGAAAAGAGAAUUAGAAAAGCUUAAUAUAAAGCAAUCUUUAAUUUUGAAUAAUUGAAAGCAGAGUUCCGACUGUCUUUGAAUUUCAGAAAACUUGCGUCCAUUAGCAUAAUGCAGAAAAUCUGCGUUGAUACUAUUUAUAAUAGAUCACUUGCGAAACAGGCUCACAUUUUAAAAUACAGUUCCAACAAAUUGUUCGCAUUAUUGUUCGCGAAAAACCGAAGAUAGGCCACGUUUCAGGAUAUAUCAUUUAAAUGGACAAAUAGAUUAUUCGGUGCAAAAAUGUGGAUCAUUCGGGGUAUUAAAAAAUAAAUACAAUGAAAUAAAAUACGAA